CAGGCUUAUUUGGUGUGAGUGUAAAGGCUGUGAGAGCAGUUGGCGCGAUAUUAGUAUGGAAUUUGGAAUAUAAUGUUUUGUCCUUUCUGAUAUGUCAGUCCAUAAUGAAUAUUCUCUCUACAUAACUCAUGUCAAUAAUAAUGAUGGUUGAAAUUACUAGAAAUAAUUUUGAGGAGAAGUAUCCUGAAAUUGAAGGCAGGUUAAGGAGUGCUGUGUUUGUUGCAGUGGAUACUGAAUUUACAGGUCUACUGUCUGACCCAGCGUUUAAACCCAGCUUGUUUGACACUGGUAGUGAGCGAUAUGGGAAGUUACGUCGAAGUACAGAGCACUUUCUUAUAAUGCAAGUUGGUAUAACUGCCUUCAGAUUUAUUGAGGACAAAAAUAAAUACAAGGCCAGUAAAUACACAUUUUAUGUAUUUCCAAGAUCAUUUGCAUCUAUUGAUAAUAUAUUUAUGUGUCAGUCAUCAUCCUUGGAGUUUCUUUGCCAGAAUCAUUUUGAUUUUAAUAAGUUUGUGUAUGACGGUGUCCCAUAUCUGAACCAAAAGGAGGAAGCUCAUUUGCGCAAAGAACUGAGCAAAGGAUCACUGUUUCACCAAUUGGACCGUACUGUCGACUUGGAUGAUGAGAAAUCUAUACAGUUGGUAUGUUCCCGUGUGGCCAAAUGGGCUGCCAGUGCUGUUCAGGGAGAUACACUGGACUUGAAUAACUUGGACAUCUGCCAAGGAGAUAUAAGACUGUCUUAUGUCAUGCACAAAGAACUUCGACAGAGAUUCCCUGACAUUUGGUCGUUCCCAGAAGGGGGACUGAUACGAGUUAAGAAGAUAUCUCACAUGCAGAGAAAGGCACUGGAGGAAAAUGAAGAGCAACAUAAAACUUUGGAAGAAACCGUGAUGCAUUCACUGCUAGGAUUCUCUCGCUUGUUUAAACUGCUGACAGAGCUUAAGAAGCCCAUUGUUGGACAUAACAUUCUGUUAGAUCUCAUGAUUAUGUAUAACCAGUUCCAUGAACAGCUGCCCACUCGGUUAAAUGACUUCAAGGAGGAGAUCCACAGACUGUUCCCAGUAAUUUAUGACACCAAAUUCCUCAGUUUUCAGAUGAGAAAGAUAUUGAUUAAAGAAGAUAUGUGGAAUUCCAAUAUACUGAGUCAUCUGUAUUGUUUCUUCAAAGAAGGGCGAGGAAGAUACCUCGUGUUAUACUCUCCCAUUAUAGAACUUGAAGAUGGAGCUGAAAUUUGUAAUCCAAAGGAAACAGCAUCCAAUGUGUCAGAACAGUCCCAGGAUCUCAAUGUGAAAUUUCAUGAAGCAGGGUGGGAUUCUUACUGCACAGGAUAUUGUUUUAUUCGAAUGGCACAUAUAUUUGCCCAUGUUACAUGUGGCAGUCUUGUUUUUGGAAGAAUACUAACAAGCAGAGAACAUCUCUUGGGUGUAUCAUCCAAGAAGAAUUGUGUGAAUGUAAUACGAGCCAAUAUAUCCCAUAUGUGCCUUGAUGGACCCGAUCCUCCAUCAGACAGACCAAACUGGCUUCAUGUUCAAGCAAAAGGUUUCCGUACUAUUGAUGUCUCAAAGGUUGCUGAACUAUUUGCUAGGUAUGGUUCAGUGGAUGUGAAGCCAUUCACCAGGUUCAGGGCACUUGUGGCUGUGGGGAACCAUGGCAGUGCCAAAGACAUUGUUAGACAGUUUCAGAAACACAAAGAGUUGCGUGUGAGCUACUAUCACCCUCUGUGGCAUUCAUCUGUUUUCCAGACCUUUCUGGGGGAACAGCUGGGUAAACCAUGUUCCUGGAAAGAAAAAUUCUUCAACAACAAUGGGAAAAGGGCUUUCCAUUGCUAGGCAACAAGCAAUAAAUAAGUAUCUUCAAAAAUAGAGGCCAUGUUUUCUAUGUGGUCCAUGCUGAGCCUAUAUAAGAGGCAGUGAAGACUGUUGAGAGGAUUCGUCAGGAAGACGUCGCUCAGCGCAGUUCAGUAGUUGAUAUGUUAUAAUUGUUUGUGUGUCAUACAUACAGCAGUCUUGAAAGUGUAAUAACAAAUUGUAGUUACGACCUGUGAAAUUAUCCAAUAAAUUGAGUUACCAAAUCUGGAACCUGUCACUUACUGUCGCGUUACCAGGAUAAAUGGGACAAUAACAUUUGUCAUUUUAGUGUGAAUACAUUGUGUUUAUAAUCAUUUACUUUGAAAGAAGAAGGCUAGACAUUGAUAAGUAAUGGGAUGGCAUGAUGUCCUUGAAAUGUGCCCAGAGGAGCUGCGUCACCAACACACAUGCAAUUACAUUCUCUCUCUCUCUCUGUCUGUGAGACAUUAAGAAACUUAAAUAAGAUGUGUUCUAAAUAAUGUUAAAUAGCUUUUAGAUGACAAAAAUAAUUUGUAUUAAUGAUAAUGAAAUAAUAGAAAUUGACACUCACUGAUCUCAUGGUAGAUUACUCUCAUUACUGCAUGAAUGAGUCAUUCAGGUGAAUGUUUUUGUAUGGACAAUGACAGAGCAGAUGAUUCCAUUGGUAGAGAAGAGGAUUGAAUUGGUUUAAAAGAUCGGCAGUAUUGAGUUUGCAUUUAUGGCUGUUGAAGUUGAUAACAAACUUUCACUUAGGGCAUCUGGUGGAUCUGCUGGCCGUGACUUCUUUAAAAAGAAUUAUCAAUCGUUAUUUGCCUCCAGGCUCACAUUUCUCACACAACAGCAGAUGCCAAGAGAGUUCGUGUGACUGGCCCAAAUUUUCCCUUCACCCAUUGCAUUCCUUCCACACAGUGCUCUAUCCCCACCCAAUCUGCUAGCAGCAAUUUGUAUUAAAUUGAGCACUGUUAAUUUGAUCAGUCUGAAUCAGUUGAUCACAAUAUAAGGAAGUCACAUUUUUGAAACUCACAUAUAAUGAGAUACGUGGAGAUAUGCGCAGUGGACCCUUGCUAUACUGCAUCUCAUUAUGUUGCAAAAUGAGAUAUACCGUGGUGCUGAUAAGGUCUCUCAAUAUGAUUACUUAUGUCAUACAUAUUUCUGUGUAGUGUUUUGUUUACAUUUUAAGUCUAUUGCAGUAAACCAUGAGCACCAUGUCUGAUUGAAACCGAAGAGUUCCUGUGUUCUCUUGCUGACCCUGUUACCUGCUGUUAACGUCCUGAUGAUUGGAAAUUCUCUUAGAGGGCAAAGUUCCCAAAACUUUGUAAGGUUAUGAACCGUUUAUUAAGAAGACAGCAUUCCUGUGUUUCUCUUCAGUUGUUGGUUGUUAGGCAUCUGUUACCUAGCAUCGGGCAUGGUUUACAGAAUCGUUAUUUAGCAAUGGGUCUGCAUGCUACAGUAUGUUAGUACAGAAAUUCAUUAUGAAUAU
Molecule: messenger RNA, 3306 nt
Organism: Cryptotermes secundus
Lineage: Eukaryota; Metazoa; Arthropoda; Insecta; Blattodea; Kalotermitidae
Product: pre-piRNA 3'-exonuclease trimmer
Exons: 13
Coding region: 129-1829 (566 amino acids)
Biological process (GO): nuclear-transcribed mRNA poly(A) tail shortening
Cellular component (GO): cytoplasm; endoplasmic reticulum
Molecular function (GO): RNA binding; poly(A)-specific ribonuclease activity
Source: RefSeq, a predicted model, not a curated record